Synchiropus splendidus (mandarinfish) is the source of this 2562-nucleotide messenger RNA. RefSeq names its product aldehyde dehydrogenase 7 family, member A1 (gene aldh7a1). Lineage: Eukaryota; Metazoa; Chordata; Actinopteri; Syngnathiformes; Callionymidae. The transcript has 2 exons. The record is from RefSeq and is a predicted model, not a curated record. Bases 602 to 2230 code for a protein of 542 amino acids. Gene Ontology annotation, molecular function: aldehyde dehydrogenase (NAD+) activity.
UUAAUCUUUCUAAAAUGCAAGACCAAAAGUUGCUUACAUUCUUUGUAGUACAUCGGAAGCAACGUAAUAAAGUGCAAAGAAGUGUGGACACAUUGAUCAAAAGUUACUUGGUUCAACAGCAACUCAAGAUUCAAACCAGCAAGUGUACAGUGUAAUGGGCUGUGCACUCUAAAUUUCUCGACACAUCAACACACUACUCAUUGCAACACAAAACAAUGAGAGGAGAAGAAAAAUCUUAAAAUAGCCAGGCAACACAUCUCCUUUCUGUCUUCAUUUGUCAUGCUACAUCAAGAUACAUUAAUCAUUAGUUUGGCAUCAACAGGGUCACAUUCUUUUACUUGUUCACUACUUGAUGGAAAUAAGUCACUAGUCCGCCACAAGAGCCACAGGUGGCCCCAGGGCCAUUGUUGCAUUGCACUGCAUUGUUUGCAGAUCCCGUAUGAGACACUUUAUCUGAAUUUAUAGCCACAUUUCGAUAGGGGGCGGUAUACAUGCUAAUUCUGCUACCGUAAUGCCACCAGCCAAAGAGAAGAAGAAUUCUCCCACGCUCUUGAGCGGACGUGGCUCUGACUGUCCAUCGAGGACCUGACAAAUAAUACUCAUGCAGCGCUGCCUGACUUUGACCGUUGUUCGGAACAGUAAACUCCUCCUAAGAAAUAAAGUUGCGUCAGCUUAUCGCCAGCAGUCCGCAGCAAUGUCAGGUCUCCUAAUCAACCAGCCCAAAUAUGCUUGGCUAAAGGAGCUAGGCCUGUCAGAGGACAACCCCGGUGUUUACAACGGCAGCUGGGGAGGCAGCGGCGAGGUGGUAACCUCAUACUGUCCUGCAAACAACGAGCCAAUCGCCAGAGUGACUCAAGCAACUUUGGCUGAGUACGAAGAAACUGUGCAGAAGACCCGUGAGGCCUGGAAGUUGUGGGCUGAUAUUCCCGCUCCCAAGAGAGGGGAGAUUGUCAGGCAGAUUGGAGAUGCCCUGAGGAAAAAGAUCAAAGUAUUAGGAAGCCUGGUCUCCCUUGAAAUGGGAAAGAUCUACGUUGAAGGAGUGGGGGAGGUUCAAGAGUAUGUCGACGUCUGUGACUAUGCAGUUGGUUUGUCAAGAAUGAUUGGCGGACCCAUCCUGCCUUCGGAAAGACCUGGCCAUGCCCUGAUUGAACAGUGGAAUCCUGUUGGUCUUGUCGGCAUUAUCACUGCGUUUAACUUCCCUGUCGCGGUCUACGGCUGGAACAACGCCAUCGCCCUGACCUGCGGAAAUGUUUGCCUCUGGAAAGGUGCACCGACAACACCACUCACAAGCGUUGCUGUCACUAAGAUAGUUGCAGAGGUGCUGGAACAGAAUAACCUUCCUGGUGCCAUCUGCUCCAUGACCUGCGGAGGAGCAGACAUUGGCACAGCUAUGGCUAAAGACGAGCGGGUGGAUCUGGUGUCCUUCACAGGCAGCACCCAUGUUGGCAAGAUGGUGGCCAUGAUGGUGCAGGAGCGAUUUGGUCGCAAGCUGCUGGAGCUGGGUGGCAACAACGCCAUUAUUGUGUUUGAGGAUGCUGACUUGAAUCUAGUUGUCCCGUCGGCUGUCUUCGCUUCUGUUGGAACGGCUGGCCAGCGCUGCACGACCACCCGACGGCUAAUGUUGCAUGAGAGUGUUCACGACGCAGUGGUGGAGAGGAUCACUAAGGCCUAUAAACAAGUGCGCAUUGGUGACCCCUGGGAUCCCAGCACCUUAUAUGGGCCACUGCACACAAAACAAGCCGUGGAGCAGUAUCUGGCAGCUGUCGAGCAAGCCAAGCAGCAGGGGGGCACCGUAGUAUGUGGAGGGAAAGUGAUGGACCGACCUGGGAACUACGUGGAGCCCACAAUCAUCACAGGGCUGGCUCAUGAUGCUCCAAUUGUCCACACGGAAACCUUCGUCCCCAUCCUGUACGUCCUAAAGUUCAAGACGGAAGAGGAGGCGUUCGCUUGGAACAAUGAGGUCCAGCAAGGUCUUUCCAGCAGCAUCUUCACUAAAGAUAUGGGACGUGUUUUCCGCUGGCUGGGGCCCAAGGGCUCCGACUGUGGCAUUGUCAAUGUCAACAUUCCCACGAGUGGAGCAGAAAUCGGUGGAGCUUUUGGAGGUGAGAAGCACACAGGAGGUGGAAGGGAGUCUGGCAGCGACUCCUGGAAGCAGUACAUGAGGCGGUCCACCUGCACCAUCAACUACAGCAAAGAUCUUCCUCUGGCUCAGGGAAUCAAGUUUGAGUGAAGUCACUGACACAUUCGCUUCCCAGUAAACGGUUUUUGAGACACAAACCCCUGGUGACGUCAGCAUUUCAUUCAAAUAGGUCAAUUUGAAAAUGCCAUUUGAAAUCAUAAUAGCUCUAACCCUAGUUCUUUAAAUCGUCUACAGUUUUAACUGUAAAAUUAACUCUCUUCUGGUUCACAUUCUUAGUGCUCAAGGUCAAAUAGAGUUCAAUGUUUGGGUGUGCACUUUCUACAAGCACUUAGAAAUGGAGAAACUGUAUGCUGCAUAAUUCUUUAUACUGUCAUGAAGAAAUAAAUAUUUUCUUUGGUGGAAAAGCAAACUGGAUUGUCUGU